GCCGACAUAAAUGCACGGUGAGGAGGGUUGGAGCACCACUGAAAUUUUUUUCCCAGAUCUGACCCACCUACUCUCUCUCUCUCUCUCUCUCUCUCUCUCUCUCUCUCAAUUUUACAACUAAUGCCACCACUCUCUCUCCCCAAGCUGAUGACAUAAUGCCUUCAUAUAGGGCAGGCAGUAGAUCCCCUCCAAUAAACUAGCCCCUUCCCUGAGAGACAAAACACAAACUUGUUUUCUUUCGUUCUUUGGGAAAAACCCCUACAAAACAUCUCACCUUAGGUCUGCAAAUCUUUCCUGGAGUUUGCAUUGAUUUUUUCAUUCUAAAGAAGGCACAGAAGGUGGGGAUGGUGGAAUAAUAACCAUAAAGUCUAGGUUCCUUUUCCCUUCUUUCUCCUCAUAGGUUUUCGUUUCACAGCAGUCAUUGUCUGCCUUGAACUGUGAAACACCAUACUCCUUCCACUCCCUAUUGUCUCUUUGCUCAUUCCUUUUCCUAUCUCAUAGUUCUUUCCAAACACUCAAAACAACAAAGGAAGAAUAUCUCUUAAUGCGGUUAAAACAGGACAGUUCUUUCAAAAGAACUCUAAAAGGCCUUGCUUUUUACAUGUAACAUGUUGAGAAGAUAGUAGGGGUUUUGUCAUUACAUAUAUGGAUGCAUCUUCUAAAUACUGAGAAGUGAGAACCAACUAUUCUUCUGGCUAUAUAUUAAGAGAGACUGAAAAGAAAAGAAAUGGAAGCUCAGAGUGCAUAGAUUUUUGAGCUUCUUGAAUUGAAGGAAAGAGGUGGAGAUGUCUGGCAAGGUACUGCAUUCUCUGACGGACGAAAACCCAGAUCUGCACAAGCAGGUUGGGUGCAUGAACGGGAUGUUUCAGGUCUUCAACCGGCGCCAUUUCCUCACUGGCCGGCGAAUCGGCAGCCGCGACAACAAGAGACUGCCUCCAGUUCAAAGUGGCAAUCAUGGAAUGGAACCUGACAGCACAAUGCAAAAAACAAUGGAAAUGAAUCUGGACGAGGUUGUGAAAGAGAAGCGAAGAGUCUCAAUCGAAUCAUCCAGGACCUCUUUUUCAUCCUCCUGCUCCUCCACCUUCUCAUCAGUUGAUUGGAAUAAAACAGCUAAACCAGAACCGUCUUCUUUGGGCUACAGCAAUUUCCUUGAAACCCCAUCUCAGAUUUUACCCAAGAAACAGCCAAUUUCUCCUUUGCACCCACGCCAGCAGUCCCUUAAUCUCCUAGAUGUUGUCAAGGACUCGAUCACCAGAGAAGCAUGUGGGUUAUCAGUCAAGACUACGACUAAAGCAGAAAGAACGAACCAUGUUCUGAAGCACAUUGAUUCGCCAAGGCCACUUCAGCCGUCUAAACCAGUGAAGGCAAGAGUUUCAGGUCUCGACGGAUCAUUCCCACUGAAGGAUACUCAUCGGUACUCUUACGAUGGAAGGGAAUCACGUGAUACAUGGAAAGCCGCAAUAAAGCUCAAAGAGACUCCUAGACUAUCCUUGGACAGCAGACAAAGUUCCAUCAGGAGAUCUGCCUCUGAAUCUAGAUCAAACUAUCUUUUAGAUGAUUUAGAGCGGAGAAAUGUGAAGUCCAGCCAAACCCUGGACCCACCCCAAGAGCCAGGAAGUAAUAAUAGGCGGACAUCUGGUGUCGUAGCAAAGUUGAUGGGCUUAGAAGAUUUUCCAGAUUCCAUGGCUGCCAUCAACGAUCAGAUAAGGAUGACUGAAUGCUGCCCAGAUGAGGAUCUCGAUGCAAUGUCCACCACAUCACGAAAAGUUGAUGAAAGCAAGCAUAAUCAAGUUUCUAGGUCUCCCAGAACUCAGAGGACACCUUCCCCAGCACCUCAGUUACGAAGUAUAAAUGCCAUCGUGAAACCACACACGGCAUUUCCGCUAGAACCAGCUCCAUGGAGGAAGACAGACGGGAAUGGAGGCUCUGGAAAACCUGCUUCCAUGUUUUGUGAAGCUCAAGUCCAGAGAAAGGAGCAAAAUCUGCACCCUUCUCUUUACGGAGAAAUAGAGAAAAGGUUGACAGAAAUUGAGUUCAAAAGAUCUGGCAAGGAUCUCAGAGCUCUUAAACAGAUACUUGAUGCAAUGCAGACAGCGAGGGAGAGUUCAAAGGACGCCUCUGGAUUGGAGCCUCACACAAGGAAUCACAGUACAGAUUACCGCAAACUUGACCAGAAUUCAAUGUCAAGGUUGGACUGCAGCCAGCAAAGCAUCCAUCUGACUAAUCCUAUCAUUAAGGGGAUUGGUCCUCUAAAGAACUUCGAAUCCUCUGGCAUUUUCAUAAAACAAGCAAAAGUCGUCCAGAAAACAAGAAAUUCACGUUGCUCUGUCAUCCCAAUUGAGGGUAUGCCAGGCCUUCGCAAACUUCGGACCAAUGAAAAUGCAAACAACGGAAGGAAUUCAGUUGAAAAGCGAUCCCCCAAUAAUCUGACUCCACGGAACAGCCAUUUUAGAGAACCUUAUUGCCAGCCUCUUUGUUCCAUGGACAAGAGAAGCAAUGCCACAAUAUGCAAACAAAUCCAAACUUCCAAGUCACCUCAAAACAAGAGCAGAGAUGACGCCACAAGCUCUGGGCGAAGCUCAUCAACAGCGAGCCCAAGAUUGCAACAGAAGCAGCACGGGAUGGAGAAGCAAUCUUGUUCUACCACCAAGAUAUCUGAUUCAAGAAGGUCCAGAAAGCAUUUGGGUAAGCAGCAGAUUGAAUCAAGCUCCCCAAGUACAAAAGGCCAACAAAAAUCUUUGAUCGAGCUCAGUACUGAAACAAGACAGUGUGAUGCUAUUUCUGUACAAUCAGAAAGCAAUAUAAGCUUGACCUCAGAGAAAGACGUAGAAAUCACAAGUAUUGACAGCUCAAAUAAGAUUUAUGGUGCAUACCAGCAUGAAGGCCCGAGAAGUAACAUAGAAGCAAGGUUGACUGAAGACAGAUCAAAAGCUGAAACUACAACAGCAACUUUGGAACAGCCAAGCCCUGUCUCCGUUCUUGAUACUACAUUCUACAGAGAAGGAUCACCAUCUCCCAUCAAAAAGACAUCAAAUGCUUUUAAAGACGAGUCCCAAGAUUUUGAUGAAGCAGAAUGGAAUCCAGAGGAUCUACAAGACUUGCUGAACAACAAAGGAAGCAAACCGGGCAUUGAUUUUGGUCGAGAACAAUCAGUAAAUAUUAAGCACUUGGUUCAUAAGCUCGGACAAGUGAACUCCAAACAAGAUGAACCUGCCACAGAUUACGUCAGUUCCCUCUGCGAGAACACAAAUCCGGAGCACAAAUAUAUUGUGGAGAUAUUGUUAGCAUCACGGCUGCUCUUCAAAGAUCUAGUCUCUAGCUCAGCAUUCAUUCAGCUCCACCCAUCUGGCAAUUUGAUCAACCCCAAGUUGUUCUUUGUCCUGGAACAAACCAAGAGAAGGAUCGGAUUCUCAGAUGACGAAUGCACCAAUGAAAAGAUUGACCACCGAAAACUCAUAUUUGAUACUGUCAAUGAAAUCCUUGUCCGCAAAUUGUCUCCAGCAGGUUAUUCUGAGCCGUGGAUAUGUCCAAGCAACAUGGGUGUGAAAAGACUCACAGGACACAAGCUUCUGAAAGAAGUGUGUUCAGAGGUGGAUCAACUCCAAGCUAGGCCUAACUGCAGCAUACACGACGAGGAUGAUGGUUCGAGAAGCAUCUUAAGCGAGGAUAUGGUGUUCCAAACACUAAAUUGGGAAGACUGCCAUUCUGAAAUUCCAGGCUUAGUAUUGGACAUCGAGCGCAUGAUCUUCAAAGACCUGAUUAGUGAGGUGGUGAGUGGCGAAGUCGCUGGUCACCCAGGAAGGCCAGCUGUGCAUUGCAAGCGACUUUUUUACUGAUAAGUAUUAGUAUUUUUGUCUUCUGUUCUCUCCAUUCCCCAUUUCUCUAAUUUGAGUAUAAGGAUAGCAAUUCAGUGAUGAAACUGCAUGUCAUAGUAAAGAAAAUCCCCUACUAUAGUGUUUAUAGCACAACGUUUUAGUACAAUGACUGUAAAUAUAAGAGUUGUUUGGCUUUUCCAUUUUCCA
This is a messenger RNA of Rhododendron vialii, 4022 nucleotides long. Its product is annotated as protein LONGIFOLIA 2-like. Bases 786 to 3836 code for a protein of 1016 amino acids. Gene Ontology annotation, biological process: regulation of monopolar cell growth. The transcript is spliced from 5 exons. The record is from RefSeq and is a predicted model, not a curated record. NCBI's taxonomy places the organism in Eukaryota, Viridiplantae, Streptophyta, Magnoliopsida, Ericales, Ericaceae.